Molecule: messenger RNA, 2308 nt
Organism: Ceutorhynchus assimilis (cabbage seed weevil)
Lineage: Eukaryota; Metazoa; Arthropoda; Insecta; Coleoptera; Curculionidae
Source: the annotation of a GenBank genome assembly
GGUUCAUCUGUGCGAAGCCGAAGGCCUACCAGACUUCAACGGCGGUUCUUCGUUCCACAAAAAACAACUGGUCAUCGUCAAAAGCCUAUGGAGAGGAUGUGGAGAUUCUAAAAGGCACGAGUUCCUAAGAGAGACAUCUUGGCUGGCCGGUUUACGAGAUCCGAAUCUGGCCAGAGUGGUGGGACUUUGUAGCCAGGACGAACCGAUGUGCGCUUUGUUAGAGCACUCGGACGGCGGAGAGCUACCGAAAUUUCUAGCUUCUAGAGUCGUUUUUGAAGAUGGAAAUCCUGUCGCUCCGACUGUCAGUUACGGAUCGCUGAUAUACGUGGCGACGCAGAUCGCCUCGGGAAUGAAGUAUUUGGAAUCCUUGGAGCUGAUCCACAGGGACUUGGCCGCCAGGAAUUGUGUCGUCGACAAAAAUUACACGGUCAAAGUGUCGGACCACGCCAUGUAUUGUGACCGAUACGAGAACGAAUAUUACAUCAGUGAUACGAAAGCUAGAUUGCCGAUUAGGUGGAUGUCUUGGGAAGCGUUAUUAUUGGGUCGACAAACAACGAAGAGUGACGUAUGGGCAUUUGCAAUAACCCUAUGGGAAAUUUUGAUGCUGUGCACCCAGCAACCCUAUGCCGAAUUGACCAGCGAACAAGUCGUCGAGAAUUCGAAUCAUUGGUAUCAAAAUGACGGAUGUCAACGGUAUCUUCCGCGUCCUCCUUUAUGUCCGAGAGAAAUCUACGAUCUGAUGGGGGAGUGUUGGAAACGAAACGCAGCCGACAGACCCAGAUUUUCGGAAAUACAUCUAUUUUUACAAAGGAAAAAUUUAGGUUUCAUGCCUAAUAAUAAUCAGCAAAUAGCGUAAAGUAAAAUUACGCUGAGUUUUGGAAAAAUUCAUUUUUUCUUGUUGUGAGUGUAAAUUUGAGUAUAAUUUGGGACUCAAAAAAAAACUAGAUAAUGUUAAAACAGGUAUUAUGAUUAUGGGGACGCCUCAAGAAAAAAAAAAAACUAAAAACAAUCAUCGAUAUUAGACGUAGUUUUUUUACCCUUUACGCUGUACAUUUAGUUGCUUCUAAAACCUACAUGUUGUUUUUUUUUUCUGAGGCUUCUUCCAAAAAAAAAAAAAUUUACUGCAGAAUCUGUAAGUUCAAAAUCAUGUAAGGAAUAAAAUAUUUUGAGGCUCGAUGAAGUGAGUUCUAUACUUCUAUAGGGCCUAAAUUUGAUACAAAGUCUUGUUUACAGUUUACCGAUUAGAAGCAACUUCAGGAUUCUAGAACACAAUAGAAUACUGCCAUAAUAGUCGUGAGAGAGGAUAAAAUUUAAAAAGUAAAAACUCUUUUGAUGAUAAUACUCUAUCAAUCCCUGAAUUAUUUUCUUUUUUGUGUACAAUUUGUCUUAAACAAAGACUGCAGAUUCUGGACUAUUUUUUUUUUGUAGCGAUAAGUAAGUACUUACCCUUGAAAUGUGAUAUAGGGGGAUUUUUGUCCCUUUAUUAAUUCAUAUCGCCACAAGGGUAAUGAUAUAUCUUUGUCUUUUUUAUGUAUAAUAGAGUGCGUGCAUGUAUAUAUACUUGAAAAAUAUUCUGUGACCAAUAAUAUGUGUACCUACUUGUAAAAAUAUUUGCAUUAUAUCGAUACUCACUUGUUGACAAAGAGCAAAAGGUGUAAAAUUAUUUGUUGUAUUCUGUUUUGAUGGAAUAUGAUUUUCUGAGAAGAGAAAAAUUUCCGUCAAUUGUAAGACUUUUUGUACAACAAUUUCUAGCUUUGAAAGACAAAAGAUAGCAUAUUCUCAUUGUUUUUACGCUUUUGAUCUACCCCUAGGAAUGACAAACGAAAUGCUUUGGGAGUAAGGCUCUACUUCUUUAUUAUCCAAAUUAUCUCAUCCUAAUCGCUGCCUAUACCUUAUUGAGUAAAUCGUACUCUCUGAAAUUGAAAAUGUAUCCAACAGCAAAACUCUCCAAAUUAAAAUUUUAUAUUUCCAUUACAAGAAUGGUGUUUAGUUGAACCUCAUCUAAAUUUUGUGUAGCUGGGUUUCCACCAUACAAUUAAACCAGAAAACGUUACGUCAUUUCAGCCAAUCCUAUUGAAGUCAGUGGCGGCUCUUGACUUUUUCAAGUGAAGAGGCUAAUUACAGUAUAGGAUUUCAUGAAAUUCCUCGGAAUUCCAUUAAGAGUUCAAUUUCAAAAUUCCAUAUUUUUUUUUUUAACUUUACUAAAAUUCCUCAAAAUUUUACCACUGAAAUAUCCUAGAAUUUCACAAAAUUUUCAUAAAAUUCGUUGGAAUUUCAUUGACAUUUCAUGUAAUUUCUUAAAAAUUUC